UCCGUGUUACCACCAGCACGUUGAAGUUGCUGAGUAUUUAUCAGUAACGUGUCGUGAUUCGUCCGAGCAGUUCAGCCAAAACUGACAGAGAGAGAGGUUGCAUUGCUCGAACAUGGAUGGAGAGACGCCAGAGGAGCUUUUACUGAAGCAGCACCGUAAAGAAAAAAAGGACCUUCAAGCCAGAAUCCAGAGCAUGAAAAACGCUGUCCCUAAGAAUGACAAGAAAAGACGAAAGCAGUUGACAGAGGAGAUUGCCAAGCUUGAGGGUGACCUGAAUCAGAAACAUGAGCAGGAGCUGAAGCAGCUGCAGUCGAGCACAGACACACAGGAGGUGCUAAAUGGAGUCGAAACACUAAAUAUUGAGAACACGGAACCGGAGGAUGUGAAGCAGCCUCGUGUUACCAAGGCUCAGAAGAGAAGAGACAAGAAGGCUGCUCAGGAGAAGGAGAGAGAAAGCAGAAUAGCGGAGGCCGAGGUGCAGAACCUUCAGGGGGCGAGGCACCAGGAAGGUCUGAAGUUGGCCCAAAAGCUCUCUCAACUACAGCUCCAGAUUAAAGAAAUCCCAUCAGAUGGCCAUUGUAUGUACAGAGCCAUUGAAGAUCAGCUCGGGCAGCGCUCUCAGUCACACAUGCGAGUGGCAGAGCUGCGGUGUCACACAGCCACACACAUGAGGAGCCAUGUUGAUGAUUUCUUGCCAUUUCUAACCAAUUCGAGCACUGGUGACAUGUUCUCUACAGAUGAAUUUGAGAAAUACUGCAAUGAUGUGGAGUUUACUGCUGCUUGGGGCGGACAGUUGGAGCUGCGGGCUUUGACGCAUGUUCUUCAGUCACCGAUCGAGGUGAUUCAGGCUGAUUCUGCAAAUAUCAGAAUAGGAGAAGAAUACGACAACGAACCCGUCGUCCUUGUUUACAUGCAUCAUGCCUUUGGACUCGGAGAACACUACAACUCUGUGGAGCCACUGAAGGAAUCCGCCCAAGAGGAAAGCUGACAAGCAGCUUUGCUUGAAACUAUUGGGACGUUUUGGAUACAAACAGAUUGAACUAUAUAUAUAUAUCUCAAAUUAAUUCACUCAAAUGCUUGAAUUAUUAAAUCCACACAUGGCAGAACAAGGUGAUACCAAGUGACUGUAUUCUGGUCUGAUCGUUGUGUACUCAGGAGCUUUUUGUGGUUGCAAAUGAGCAGUACUGUUUAGAUCAGAUUAUGACAUGAAUGGAGAAAAUAGGAACAUUUCACUGUAGGUCAUGCAAAUGCAUUUUAGCAAAACUGAAGAUUUAGGUUUUUAACAAUCCAACUGAGUCAUUGGAAUGUUGCACUGACAAUAAAUGCAUGUUUCUUUUGCGUAUGACUGAAACCAUCCAUCAUUGAAUUUAUGUGAACUAGUUGUGUAAAUCAUAUCUUAGCCUCUUAAGUAAUAAAACAUGA
Molecule: messenger RNA, 1422 nt
Organism: Synchiropus splendidus (mandarinfish)
Lineage: Eukaryota; Metazoa; Chordata; Actinopteri; Syngnathiformes; Callionymidae
Gene: otud6b
Product: OTU deubiquitinase 6B
Exons: 9
Coding region: 113-988 (291 amino acids)
Biological process (GO): protein deubiquitination
Molecular function (GO): cysteine-type deubiquitinase activity
Source: RefSeq, a predicted model, not a curated record